Messenger RNA from Diachasmimorpha longicaudata, 10345 nucleotides. It is a transcript of the gene N, whose product is annotated as neurogenic locus Notch protein. The coding region runs from base 999 to 7826 and encodes 2275 amino acids. Gene Ontology annotation, molecular function: Notch binding; calcium ion binding. Gene Ontology annotation, biological process: Notch signaling pathway; multicellular organism development; cell differentiation. The transcript has 9 exons. The record is from RefSeq and is a predicted model, not a curated record. Gene Ontology annotation, cellular component: cell surface; plasma membrane; signaling receptor complex. NCBI's taxonomy places the organism in Eukaryota, Metazoa, Arthropoda, Insecta, Hymenoptera, Braconidae.
UCAAAGCGUGCGCUAUCCUACUGUCGCUAUUCCCGGUAAUUAAUUGAAAAAAACGUAAUAAAAAGGAAUUAACAAGUGCUUUAAGUGCUUAGUCGAAGCCACCAGUGACUAUUGAAAUACCCAUAGUCUCCCAGUGGAAGUUGUCGCGUCAUUUAUCCGGAUAAAAAGUGAUUGAAAAUUGAAUAUCGAUCUUUUGGCUUAAGAUUAAGUCAGGGUCUUUUGGAUUAAUCAAAGUAUUUAAUUGUGAAUGAUGUGAGCACUGAGCACUGAUGAUUAAAUGGGCAUUUGGCAAGGCCUGGCGCAGUAGCGAGCCCUCGCUUGUCGCUCUCUUCCCGUCAUGGAUACCACGUUGAUUCGUCGUAACACAGGAUAAAGGCAAUUUGCUCGAGUUUAGGUUGCCUCGAGAUUGUGGACUGUAGCAUCUCUCUGUAGCAUCUCCGUCGCAUGUACGCGACGGAACGCCACAGCAAGAGUAAUACAAAAGGCCCGUAAAAAUCGACAUUUUAAAUCGCAGCAGAAUUUUUCAUUUUUUAACAAUUCAUUGUGAGUUAUCUUGAGAUGCGGAAAGAUGCGGAAAUUUUCCCAACAAUUGGCAACGUGACAGUGCAUCCUGGACAUUUAACAACCUCACUCCCGUUUUUUUAUCAGCCGAGAAAAUUCACUACAACGCAGCUGUGAUAAUCUGUCGGAUAUUAUUGUUAGGUUUAAAUUAUUGUUUGUGGUUGGGGAACGUCAGGCGGUGCAAUUUUAUAUUAUUUUUCUUUACAGUUGUGAUAGAUCGUUUUGUGGUGCAAUAUUCAGAGGGUGGUUUAUGUGCUCUGUGAAGUGAUUGUUGAGAUAUUUGGCACGCUCAGGAUACAGUGAUUUUUACGGUUUUAUAAGGGCGUUCGGCGAUUGGUCGUUGGAGCCUUUGGGGAAUGGAGUUUAUCAGUGAUUUUUAUAGCGAAAUAUGAGGACUACGCCCUUGGGAUUAUCGUGCAACACGAAUUUAUGUGAAAAUGAUUAUUUCGAGGGGAUUCCUGGUGCUGUUGGCGGCUGUCACCGUGAGAUGCAUGUGCACCAGCGGUUACACCGGCCAGAACUGCGAGAGCAACUACAUACCCUGUGAUCCGUCGCCAUGUUUGAACGGUGGAUCUUGUAGCCAGUUGUCUUCACUCACGUACGAGUGCCGCUGUCCCGAUGGUUUCGAAGGAAAGGACUGCGAGGUGAAUUCCGACGACUGUCAUGGCAAUCUUUGUCAAAAUGGUGCGACAUGUAUGGACAGAAUAACCGAGUACUCAUGCCUCUGUCCACCAGCAUUCACCGGUCCUUACUGCGAGCAAGAUGUUGACGAGUGCUCCCUGAGACCAUCGCUCUGUCACAAUGGUGCAACAUGCACAAACUCACACGGCAGUUAUUCCUGCAUAUGUGUAAAUGGCUGGACAGGGCCUGACUGCAGUGUCAACAUUGAUGACUGCGCUGGUGCUGCUUGUUUCAAUGGUGCAACAUGUAUAGACAGAGUUGGCAGUUUCUACUGUCAGUGUACCUACGGCAAAACAGGUCUUCUCUGUCACCUCGAUGAUGCUUGCACGUCUAAUCCGUGUCAUCAGGGUGCAAUAUGCGACACCAGUCCCAUUAAUGGAUCAUUCACGUGCUCCUGUGCCAGUGGUUACAAGGGCCUUGACUGUUCGGACGACAUUGACGAGUGCGAACAAGGAUCACCUUGUGAACACGAUGGCACAUGUUAUAAUACUCCCGGAUCGUUUGCAUGCAAUUGCACCCAGGGUUUCACUGGGCCGAGGUGCGAGACCAAUGUCAACGAGUGCGAAAGCCAUCCCUGCCAGAAUGAUGGGUCCUGCCUCGAUGAUCCCGGAACAUUUCGCUGCGUCUGCAUGCCUGGCUACACCGGUACUCAAUGUGAAAUAGACAUAGAUGAGUGUGCAGCGAAUCCCUGUCUGAACAACGGUCGCUGCACAGACCUAGUGAAUUCCUUCAAAUGUGAAUGUGCCAAAGGCUUUGCCGGCACCCACUGCCAGAUAAAUAUUGACGAUUGUGCCUCGUCUCCUUGCAAAAAUGGGGGCGCAUGUCAGGACUCAAUAGCCAAGUACACAUGCGAGUGCCCACCGGGCUUCACUGGUGCGUCCUGUGAGACGAAUAUCAACGACUGCCAAUCAAAUCCCUGUCAAAGUGGCACGUGCAUUGACGGUGAAAACUCCUUCACCUGCAGCUGCUUUCCUGGUUUCACUGGAAAACUCUGCCAGACGCAGAUCGACGAGUGUGAGAGCAAUCCCUGCCAGUUUGGGGGACGAUGCGAGGAUAGGAUCAACGGAUAUCAGUGCAUUUGUAGGCCCGGCACCUCCGGUACUAACUGCGAGAUCAAUGUCAAUGAGUGCUACAGCAAUCCGUGCAGAAAUGGUGCACGAUGUGUCGAUGGCAUCAACAGCAAUCGGAUGCCAGCUCUUGGAUGGUAUUCCUGCGAAUGUGAGCCUGGCUUUACCGGUCAGCAUUGCGAGACCGACAUAAACGAAUGCACGAGUAAUCCCUGCGCCAACGGCGGCCGGUGCAUCGACCUGAUAAACGACUACCGCUGUGAGUGCCCGCGGGGUUACUACGACGCCCGUUGCCUCAGCGACUUCGACGAAUGUGCCAGCAAUCCCUGCACCAACGGCGGUCGCUGCGAGGACGGCGUCAACCAGUUCAUCUGCCACUGUCUACCUGGUUACGGUGGCAAACGCUGCGACGUAGACAUCGACGAGUGCGGCUCGAAUCCCUGCCAACACGGAGGACUCUGUAUCGACCAUCUCAACGACUACUCCUGCCAGUGCCUGGCGGGCUAUGCCGGCACCAACUGCGAAACCAACAUCGACGACUGCGCCAACAAUCCCUGUCAAAAUGGCGGUUCCUGCAUCGAUCUCGUCAACGACUACAAGUGCGUCUGCGAAUUGCCCCACACGGGACGCAACUGCGAGGACAAGCUGGAUCCGUGCUCACCCAACAAGUGCCUCCACGGUGCCAAAUGCUCGCCCUCCUCCAACUUCUUGGACUUUGCCUGCACCUGCACUGUUGGCUACACUGGUCGUCUCUGCGAUGAAGAUGUCGACGAGUGCGUGAUGACGUCUCCCUGCAGAAAUGGCGCUACUUGCAGAAACACAAAUGGCUCCUAUCAUUGCGCAUGUGCCAAGGGCUACGAAGGACGCGACUGCAUCAUAAACACAGACGACUGUGCGUCUUUCCCCUGUCAGAAUGGUGGAACAUGUCUCGAUGGAAUUGGGGACUACACGUGUCUAUGCGUCGACGGUUUCAGUGGCAAGCACUGUGGCAUUGACGUAGACGAAUGCCAAUCGGCUCCUUGCCAAAAUGGUGCAAUCUGCAAUCAGUACGUCAACUCUUACACCUGCCAGUGUCAACUGGGCUUCUCUGGCAUCAACUGCCAAACCAAUGACGAAGACUGUACCGAGAGUAGUUGUAUGAACGGUGGUAAAUGCAUCGACGGUAUAAACAACUACACCUGCGUCUGCCAACCCGGUUACACCGGCUCCAACUGUCAAUACCGCAUAAACGAGUGUGACAGCGCACCCUGUCUCAAUGGUGCGACAUGUCAUGAUGACAUCAACCAACAUUAUACGUGUCACUGCCCCUACGGCUACACCGGCCAACGCUGUGACAUAUUCGUCGAUUGGUGCGCUGACAAACCCUGUGAAAAUGAUGCUACCUGCGUGCAACAAAAGAACAAGUAUCAUUGUAACUGCUCGCCAGGAUGGACUGGCAAGGUGUGUGACGUGGAAAUGGUCUCCUGCAAGGAUGCAGCCAUUCGUAAAAAUGUCCCCGACAAAUCUCUCUGCAACAACGGCACCUGCGAGGACUUUGGCAACAGCCAUCGCUGUCACUGCCUCGAAGGCUAUACCGGCUCCUACUGUCAGGAGGAGAUAAAUGAGUGCGAUUCGGCACCCUGCCAAAAUGGCGCCGUCUGCAAAGAUCUCGUCGGCUCGUACCAGUGCCAGUGCACCAAGGGCUUUCAGGGACAGAAUUGUGAACUCAACGUCGACGACUGUCGCGCCAAUCCUUGCCAAAAUGGUGGCACCUGCCACGAUCUUAUCAACAACUUCAGCUGCUCCUGUCCACCGGGUACUGUUGGCAUCCUCUGCGAGAUCAAUCCUGAUGACUGCGUACCUGGGGCCUGUCACAACAAUGGCACCUGCACUGACAAAGUUGCUGGCUUCGAGUGCAAAUGCCCACCGGGCUUUGUUGGGCCACGCUGCGAGGGCGACAUCAAUGAGUGCCUGUCCAAUCCCUGCGUAGCACCAGGAACGCAGGAUUGCGUUCAGCUGGUCAAUAAUUAUCAUUGCAAUUGCAAACCCGGCUAUAUGGGACGACACUGCGAGGUCAAGGUGAACUUUUGCGACAGCUCGCCCUGUCAAAAUGGCGGCGUAUGCACAGCCAAACAAGCUGGCCACACUUGUCUCUGUCCUAGUGACUAUUAUGGACACAACUGCGAGUUUGCUGGAUCUUAUUGUGAUACUGAUCCUUGUCUUCAUGGAGGCACGUGUGGAGUUGCUGCAACCGAGAUGGGCUACAAGUGUUACUGCCCUCCAGGAACCUCCGGUACUCACUGCGAGAUCGACAUAAAAGACGAGUGCGUGAGCAAUCCCUGCCAACAGUCAGACGCAAUCUGCCAAGACCUAGUCGGCGACUACGCCUGCUCCUGCCCACCCAAGUGGACAGGUAAAAACUGCGAGAUCUAUGACAAGAACGGACGGGGUGGAAUAUUCGGACGUCCUGCCAAUAUUGUGCACCAACGAGGGGAAAUUGAGCAGGAUUUGGAACGCGAGCGUAAGAAGUGCGUGGAGAAUCAUUGCGAGGAAAAGUCUGGUAACCGUCGCUGCGACGAGGAGUGCAACAAGUAUGCAUGCAACUUUGACGGCAAUGACUGCUCUCUGGGUAUCAAUCCCUGGAGCAACUGCACCGCGAGGAUCAGGUGCUGGGACGUCUUCAUGAACGGCAUCUGCGACGAGGAGUGUAAUAACGCACAGUGUCUCUUUGAUGGACGCGACUGCGAGAAGAAGUUGGAGAGAUGCAAUCCCAUUUAUGACGCCUACUGUGGAAAACAUUAUGCCGAUGGCCACUGUGAUUAUGGUUGCAACAAUGAGGAGUGCAACUGGGACGGAAUGGACUGCGAACGCGAGCCUCCAGCCCUUGCUGAUGGUGCCAUCAGCUUUAGGAUUCGCAUGGACAUGACGACUUUUAGGGAAAAUGUCGUUGCGUUCCUCAGACUAAUGGGUCACGACUUGCGGACAACCCUGAGACUCAAGCAGGACGAGCUGGGCAAUGACAUGAUCUAUCCGUGGAAGGGGACCAGAGACCAGGGCAAGCCUACGGGCUUUUUCGGACGACCUCAGACUUACGACAAUCAGAAUGGUGUUCUCGUUUAUCUAGAGAUUGAUAACAGAAAGUGUGCAGUCACACCGGGGGCCAUUUGCUUCCCCUCGGCAACUGAAGCUGCUGAUUUUCUGGCCGCCACUGCCUCCAAGCACACACUAUCUUGGGACUUUCCGAUCGAGGAGGUGCGAGGUGUGGUAGGGACAACAGAUUACCGGGACUCCCCCACGAACUACAAGUAUGUGUUCAUUGGAGUUGUAAUUGUGAUUUUGGGAGGAAUGCUGGUGGGAGUCUUGGUGACGGCCCAGAGAAAGCGGGCUGUCGGUGUCACCUGGUUCCCUGACGGUUUUCUAAGAACCUCUGGGGGAAGUGGACGGGUGAGACGCCAGAGGGGAAUUAAUAAGACACCGAGACGAGUGCCAGAUGGACAGGAGAUGAGGAAUCUCAAGCAGGGGUCCGUUCAUUGUAUGGACAUUGACGUAGGGAAUGGGAGGGUCCAGUGGUCUGAUGACGAGUCUGAUUUGCCACCCUCCAAGAGGAUGAGGGCUAUUGAGCCUGGAUAUGCCAGUGAUCACACGGCUGUGACGGAUUAUGAGGAGACUGAACCGAGAAUGUGGACACAGCAACAUCUGGACGCUGCUGAGAUCAGGAGGCCAGAGGCUGGGGUACUGACGCCACCGAGCCUCGAACACGGUCAAGAUAUCGAUGCCAGGGGUCCCUGUGGCAUGACACCGUUGAUGGUGGCGGCUGUUAGGGGUGGAGGACUGGACACUGGAGAGGAGGAGGACGAGUCUGAUGGGACAGCAGCCGUUAUCUCGGAUCUGGUGGCCCAGGGAGCCGAUCUCAAUGCAACUACUGAGAAGAGCGGUGAAACAAGCCUUCAUCUGGCUGCCAGGUACGCCCGGGCUGACGCUGCCAAAAGACUUCUAGACGCUGGAGCUGAAGCCAAUUCUCAGGACAACACUGGAAGGACUCCCCUGCAUUCUGCAGUUGCUGCUGAUGCUAUGGGAGUCUUUCAGAUUCUUCUGAGGAAUCGAGCUACCAAUUUAAAUGCCAGAAUGCACGAUGGAACUACUCCUCUAAUUCUCGCUGCUAGACUAGCUACCGAGGGAAUGGUGGAGGAUCUCAUCAAUGCCGAUGCUGAUAUAAAUGCUGCUGAUAACAGUGGCAAGACAGCACUCCACUGGGCGUCUGCUGUCAAUAAUGUUGAUGCUGUUAACAUUCUCCUGGUGCAUGGCGCCAACAGGGAUGCGCAGGAUGACAAGGAUGAAACGCCACUGUUUCUAGCAGCCAGGGAGGGCUCCUUCGAGGCCUGCAAAGCACUGCUGGAUACUUUUGCCAAUCGCGAAAUAACAGAUCAUAUGGAUAGACUACCCAGAGACGUAGCAUCUGAGCGUCUCCAUCAUGACAUUGUCAGGCUCCUCGACGAGCAUGUUCCCAGAUCCCCUCAGAUGGUAUCAGUAAUACCCAAUGGCCCACUCAUGGGUUCCCCCAAUCAUCCUCAAUUGAUAACACCUCCAACUGUGAUCGGUUCAGCCCCAAAGCAUACAAAAGCAAAGAAACGCCCCAAGGCUACUGGCCCAUGCAAUCCCAACAGUCCUGAAUCAGAGGGAGCUGUUGCUGUAAGGCGAAAAGGGUCAGUUAAAAAAUUACCAACAAAACGCGGUGCACAGCCCCCAAACCAGGAGAUCCCUCAGGGAGCGGAGGGAGCAGAAGGCAAUUUACCGAGCCCCUACGACAGCGCAAGUUUGUACAGCAAUGCGCUCCCACUAGUAGGGCACACAACGACAAAACAACCACCAGCUUACGAGGAUUGCAUAAAGGGUCAGGGAAUUCAGGGACUACAGCAAUUGGGACUGGAUACAUUCACGAAUAACUACGGUCUCGGAAAUUUUCAUGACCAAUUGCUGACAUCACAUCAGCGACAAACACAGGGAAUGGUUAAUACACUUUCACCACCUUACAGCAAUCAGAGCCCACCACACUCAGUGCAGUCCAAUAUGACACUUUCACCACAGGCCAGCUACAUGGGCUCACCAUCACCAGCAAAAAGCAGGCCAUCACUGCCAACAUCUCCAACACAUAUCGCUGCCAUGAGACAGGCGACACACCAGAAGCACGGUGGUAUGCCACCGGUGGGCUUUGACUUUGAUAAUAUUCCAUACUCCAGUGGACAACAGCAGAUGCAAGCCAUGCAGCAGGGACAGAUGCAGCAACCACAGGGGAGUAGUCAGCAAUACUAUCAGUAUCUGACACCACCCUCCCAUCAUUCUGGGCCUGAUGUGACACCACAGCAUCUUAUGCAGGCACCUGAGAGCUUCCCAACACCUUCGCCGGAUAGCCCCGGCCAUUGGUCAUCCAGCUCACCGCAUUCUAAUAGCGAUUGGUCCGAGUGCAUGGCUUCGCCCAAUGCUUAUGGCACUGGGGGACAGCACCAAAGUAGUAAGGGCUCUGAGGCUAUCUAUAUUUGAGAGGGGUGAGAGCUUAGGGUUUUUUUAUGGGUGGAAUGCCAUGACGAGUCAAGCAGCCUAGGGGCGGGGGAGAUUUUCCGUGGUUAUGGUCGGGAUAGAUGAUAUUCAAUUGGGGGAAUGGAACUAACUUAUUCAGUUGAGAGGAAAAAUUCAGUUCAACUUCGUCAUUUAAUUAUUAAUUAAAUAUUCGGUAAGUUAACGGCAAAACCAGGAACAGAGAUAUUAGGAUUCAAGUCUAUAUGGCUGGAUUUACUUAUUUCUGGAUACGUAAGACUUCUAAUAUCCCAUAUUUUUGCAUUUGUUUUUUCUUCAUAAAAUUUCCUUCAAAUUUACAAAUGGGACUCAAAUUACGUCGCUGCCUGACUCGUCGUGAAUUAUUCCAUAUAUUGAUGUUUCUUUUUUUACAAAGACUUUUUAUAUUGAAUCAGAGACACUUCGACGUACUCGGUUAUUGGGGUGUAGUGAGCAUAAUGAGGUUAAGAUAUUAUAUUUUUUAUAGUGAAUGAACAUUCGAGGGGUUUUAUACACCUGUCUUCUUGGGAAUAGCUCAAUCAUUCGAGGUGCCUUCCACUUGCCAUGAGUGAACACCUUUUUCUAGAAUUUUUUUAUUCACGAGUAUAGCCUCUGGGUGAGACAGCAGCGUAACUGACAUUGUAAAUAUUCAAUGGAGAUCGAUUAGAUUAGGUGUAAUUUCUAUUUAAUUUAGAUUUAGCACGAUCACGUGUCUCUGAGACAAUUUAAGGGAUCGUUUGAAUAUUCUAAUCACCACUGCCGAGUAUUCAUUAUUUUACUGAUUUAACUUUCAAAUACUCGAGGGAAAGUGGAUUGUGCCUUUGAAUUUAUGUAGGUGAUAGGGGACUUGGGGGACUGGCACAGGGAACUGGAGGGCUUGGGCGAUGAAUGUUCCAUACAGACAUUCCAAUUCGUUUAUGCACUGUCUGAAAAUCAAUGAAAUUUCAGGAACUCUUGGGCUUCAUCACAGAUCAUAAUUAAAUGGGCAAUUAAUUCAAUAUUUAAGUUUAUAUCAUCUUGAAAUGUCCAAUUUUCAUCCCCAGACAAAAUUUCAUUAGUAAAAAAACCUUUGAUUUUUAAUUAGUUAAAUAUUUGGGCUUAUGUAUCUUCAGAAUUGACAAUUUGCAUUAAUUAAAUCAAACUACCACGCUUGUACCAGAAAUUUCAUUAAAAAGACAUCGGCAGUGCAAUUCCUACCUAUUACAUUCCCAAAUUACGAAUUCCAUUUUGAAAUAAAAAGAACGAAGAUUAAUCCCAAAUUUCGUGAAUUUAUGGUUAGUGGAUAAAAUAAAUAAGUCCUCCCCUUUGAACUACUAUAACUGCCUUGAAUCUUUUAUUAAGAUAAGUGAAACGUCGAUGAGAUCCUUGCGAUUCCCUGUCCCGCCUGGCCAGAGUCCAGCCCGCAUUGGGGUGGCAAAGAACAUUGCUAAAAAAUGACAAGUGGUAUCUUCGUAUAAUGAAUAAUUUUACAUAGAAUUUGUUGCGAGAGAAAAGGUUUUAUCGACCGAUACAGAUCGACUCGCGUCUGCAAUACUAGGAUUUUCGACGGAGAUACGAAACGCUUGAAAAUAAUCGAAACAAUUCUGAUUAUUUAAUGCAAUGGAUAAAUGUUUAAUUUGUAAAUAUCCCUUUGUCUACUCACGCUGUUGUCGAGUAUUGCUUUAUCAUCUUUUCUCUCGAUUUUUGUACAAACUGUUUUUACAUAUAUUUUUUUUUCUACACCAAUAUGAGCUAGAUGUACUACUAUUCUCCUGAUAAAUGGAAUAAAUCAUAUUUUUUUUCGUAAUCGUUUGAACGAAUAUCUGAUUAAUCAUGUUUAUCGAUUUAUAUUAAAUGACAAAAUGUUUAACGAUAUGUCGUGUGAUUAUCCGUUGCAUUGGGGAUACUAUAAAUUAUUUUGUUUAUUAUUCUUAAUGCAAUGAUUGUUACACAGCGGUGUGAUGGAGAUCUCCUACGAAAAGACGAAGAAUUCUGUAAUAAAUGACAUUCACAUGAGCUCGUUCAGCUAAUUAAUGAUAAAAGACUGUGAAGAAACAAUGAAUUAUGGGACGUCAGUUCCUAUCCCCCCAGUGACAAAUCAUUAGUCUGUAUUCAUAAAUGAGGCCUUACACGCGAGAGAUUAAUCGAUUGAGCGUAUUUUACGUACGUUCAAUGAUGAAAAUAUUUUUUUUAUGAAUCAAUGACAAUAAAUUAUGCUCUCUGACGCACCUUCACUCUGUGUUAAAUAAAAAAUAAUUAAAUAAAAUUAAAAUUAAGGUAUGGAGUAGGUUAUGGUCAAUAAUUAAGUUAGAGAUGAUACAUGGAUUAUAAUAGAAUUUGUUAUUCCUUGUAAUUUGUAAAAAGUACUGAGUUUUAUUAGUAUAAAACUACGUGUCUAAGAAAAACUAAAGAUAUGUUUGAACCUAUCUUCUUUCCCUGUCCCACAAUUGUAUUUUCCAUAUUUUUAUAAAUAAGUUAUAUCUUUUAAACAGAUGUAAUAAUAAAGAUAGUCUAACAUUCAUGAUAAA